AUGGGGAAGUUUUCCAAGCUUGUUGGGUUGUUUGCUGUGAUGUUUGUAGUGGUGCUAGCAAUAGCUGAGUGUCGCAAACUUGAGAAAGAAACAUUCACUGACGGCGGUUUAGGUGGUGGUGCUGGCGGGGAAUUCGGUGGGGGUGUAGGAGGCGGAGGCGGUGCAGGUGGUGGAAUUGGAGGUGGCAAAGGUGGCGGUGUAGGAGGUGGUGCUGGGGGAGGUGCUGGAGGUGGAGUUGGUGGUGGUGGCAAAGGCGGCGGUGUAGGAGGUGGAAUUGGAGGUGGCAAAGGUGGCGGUGUAGGAGGUGGUGCCGGGGGUGGUGCCGGAGGUGGUGCUGGUGGGGGCUUUGGUGGUGGCAAAGGCGGCGGUGUAGGAGGUGGAUCCGGGGGUGGUGUAGGAGGCGGAGUUGGUGGUGGAAGUGGAGGUGGUGUUGGUGGAGGAGCAGGCGGUGGUGCUGGUGGCGGUGCGGGAGGAGGCUUUGGAGGUGGCAAAGGCGGUGGAGGUGGUGUUGGUGGUGGUGGUGGUGCAGGUGGAGGUGCUGGUGGAGGCUUUGGGGGUGGGAAAGGUGGUGGUGUUGGAGGAGGAGUUAGCGGCGGAGGUGGUGCAGGUGGUGGUGCUGGUGGAGGCUUUGGGGGUGGCAAAGGCGGCGGUGUAGGAGGAGGAACUGGCGGCGGUGCUGGUGUUGGUGGAGGAGCAGGCGGUGGUGCUGGUGGCGGUGCGGGAGGAGGCUUUGGAGGUGGCAAAGGCGGUGGAGGUGGUGUUGGUGGUGGUGGUGGUGCAGGUGGAGGUGCUGGUGGAGGCUUUGGGGGUGGGAAAGGUGGUGGUGUUGGAGGAGGAGUUAGCGGCGGAGGUGGUGCAGGUGGUGGUGCUGGUGGAGGCUUUGGGGGUGGCAAAGGCGGCGGUGUAGGAGGAGGAGCUGGCGGCGGUGCUGGUGGUGGUGGAGGAAUUGGCGGUGGAUUUUAA
Molecule: messenger RNA, 963 nt
Organism: Prunus armeniaca (apricot)
Lineage: Eukaryota; Viridiplantae; Streptophyta; Magnoliopsida; Rosales; Rosaceae
Source: the annotation of a GenBank genome assembly